This is a messenger RNA of Eupeodes corollae, 2666 nucleotides long. It is a transcript of the gene Plap, whose product is annotated as phospholipase A-2-activating protein. The transcript has 6 exons. Lineage: Eukaryota; Metazoa; Arthropoda; Insecta; Diptera; Syrphidae. The coding region runs from base 163 to 2496 and encodes 777 amino acids. Gene Ontology annotation, cellular component: cytoplasm; nucleus. Gene Ontology annotation, molecular function: ubiquitin binding. The record is from RefSeq and is a predicted model, not a curated record. Gene Ontology annotation, biological process: ubiquitin recycling; proteasome-mediated ubiquitin-dependent protein catabolic process.
AAUUGCAUUUUCACUUUUCGAAGACGCGACCGCAUCGACAAAAAUAUUUUAUUCGCCAAUCAUCAAAUCAUCUUCAAAAAAACAAAAGACCAGAAUUUCUUUGAGAUUUUUUUGAAGUUAAACUUUUAAAUAAACUCCAUUACACUUUUUCAUAAACAAGAAAUGGGUUCCCCAAUUACUCUAGAUGAUUACAAAUUAUGUUGUGAAUUGCACGGACAUAGCAACGAUGUGCGAGCUGUUUCGCCGGCUACUGGCGAGAAUAUAAUUUCCGGAUCACGCGACAAAACAGCCAAAAUAUGGAAAAAGUCUGGAGAUGAGGAGUAUGUGGAAGGUGUAACCUUGCGAGAUCAUUCAAACUUCGUGUCGUGUGUCUACUAUCUGGAAGCUGAUAGACUUAUUUGCACAGGAAGCAACGAUGCUACCAUUUGCAUUUACAAGGAAGAUGGAUAUGUCCCGGCGUGUGUCCUCAAAGGACACGAUUCGACCGUCUGUUCGAUAAGCAAAGGGGUGGAAUCGAUGAGUCUUGUUUCGGGGAGUUGGGACAAAACUGCUCGCAUUUGGGCAAUAGACGAAUCUGGAUUGUCGUGUGCUGUUGUCCUGAAGGGACACGAAGGCGCUGUGUGGUCAGUGAUAAGUUUGCCGAACAAACAAAUUGUCACAGGAUCUGCAGAUAAGACGAUUGUCUAUUGGAAUCCUGCAGGCGAACGUCUAAAAGUCUUAAAGGGACACACCGACUGUGUUAGAGGUCUAGCGAGCCUCGGAGAUGGUUCUUUGGUCAGUUGUGCCAACGAUGCAGUGAUUCGGUAUUGGAACGAGGAUGGCGAUUGUGUCCGGGAGCUGUGUGGCCAUUCGAAUUACAUUUACUCCGUUUCACAAAACCUUGCCCUUGGGAGGGAUGUCAUUGUUUCUGGUGGGGAGGACAGCUCACUGCGUAUGUGGAGUGUGAACUCCGGAGAGCUUGGCCGCCCCAUCAUUCAUCCAACUCAAUCAGUUUGGUCGGUUGCCUGCCUGAAGAAUGGUGACAUAGUCACUGGCAGCAGUGACGGUGUGGUGAGGGUUUUCACUCGCGAUGCUUCCAGAUUUGCAAGUGAAUCAAUUCUCACAGCAUUCAAUGAAGCUGUCAGGGUAAGGGCGGAAAAGAUGAACGAGGAACUGGGAAAUAUGAAGAAAUCAGACCUACCCGGAGUCAAUUCCCUAUUGAUCGAUGGAAAAUCUGACGGACAGAAGAAAAUCGUUCGACACCCUGAUGGCACAGUUAAGUGUUACGUUUGGGAAAACCAAAAAUGGAAUCUUAUUGGCGAUGUAACCGGCGCCACGGGAGGCGCAUCAACAGAAAAGAAAGAGUUCGAAGGAAAGUUCUAUGAUUUCGUGUUCUCGGUUGAUAUCUCCGACGAUGCUCCACCCCUAAAACUGCCCUACAAUCGUGGAGAGGAUCCUUGGCAUGCGGCACAAAAAUUCAUACACAAAAAUACCCUACCUCAAGUUUAUCUUGAUGAAGUUGCAAAUUUUAUUGUGAAAAAUGCAAAGGGCAAGGAUGACCCCAUGGAACCCCAACCGUCAGUUAGUGGCUAUCAAGAUCCAUUCACCGGGGGUUCGAGGUAUGUGCCUGGUUCGGCUGCGAGUAACACAUCUGCUGGUGGAAAUGUUGAUCCGUUCACAGGAGCCUCUAGCUACUCAACCACUGCCCCAGCCAAAGUUGAAGUCAGUUUUACCCAAGGCAAGCAUUUCCCCUUGACCAUGUUUUUAACCUUCGAUAAGUGUGAUCCCCAAAAGGUCUUAGAGAAGUUAAGAGAAUUCAAUCAAAAACAAGUUGAAGGAACCGGAGUUAGCGACAAUCUCUUGGAAACAGUUGUUCGAUUAGCCGCUGACGUUCCCGAAAUCGACAAGACUGCAAUCGAAGCCCUGCGUCAUCUGCUGCGAUGGCCCAGCGACAUUCUUUUCCCCGUUCUCGAUAUCACUCGGUUGGCAAUACGGAAUGAGGAAAUAUUCAACUUCCUCAACUCGUUCAAAUUCCUUGAAAUCAUACUGCCCAAUCUCAAUACAUCAGCCCCCAAUCAACUCAUGAUCAUUCGUUGUCUCGCCAACAUGAUGAACCACCGCAGUGGUCGUCAGCAAGUCGAAUCGUGUUUGGAGCCGACGAUUGAGAUCUUGAAGGGCAUAAAAUCGGGCAGUGCCAAUCUUCAAAUUGCAAUAGCUACGUUCUAUCUGAAUGCCACCAUAUCGCAGAAGCAAGCUACGGCCAACAACGACAUGUGUCGCCUCAUCACCGAGGGAAUCAUCGAGCUACUGGUGUGGUCGAAUGAUCUGGAGGCGUGUUACAGGUCGAUUCAGGCCAUUGGCAAUCUAACAACGACAACCCAUGCUCAACUGACAAGUGCCCAGGUAAUAUCAGUUGACUCGGUUAUGGAUAAAAUUCGCACCUUCGCCGAUCACCCUCAAGUCGUUGGAUUCGAGAAAUUAACGGCAGCGGCCAAGGCUCUUUUAGCUGCAUUCUAAUCAAGAAGAGAAGAAGAAAGAAAAAUAUGAGAACAAAUUUUGUUUUUUUAAUCUUUAUUUAAUUGUAACACUUAUGGGACUUAUUAACACUUUGUUAUUUCGGAACAGUUGGCUUCUGUGAGAUGUGGACACAUAAUUGUGAAUAAUAAACUACUUAUGAUGUUCUGCGA